Molecule: messenger RNA, 372 nt
Organism: Linnemannia hyalina
Lineage: Eukaryota; Fungi; Mortierellomycota; Mortierellomycetes; Mortierellales; Mortierellaceae
Source: the annotation of a GenBank genome assembly
AUGGCUGGAGGUCGUAGCCCCAUUACCUGCCAUGUGCUCGAUUCGUCCUGCGGCAAGCCCGGAAACAAUGUCCCCGUCAAGCUCGAGAUGCUCAACCCUGCCGCCAACAACGCCUGGGCCUCCGUCGCCUAUGGAUUGACCGACUCAGAUGGUCGUGUCGGCACCUUGCUGGACCCCUCGCACCAAUUGGUCGCCGGAAUCUACCGCAUGACCUUCCAGACUGCCGAGUACUGGACUGCCAAGGGCGUCACCGGUUUCUUCUACCCCUACGUCCAGAUCAUUUUCGAGGUCGCCUCCGGUGCCGAGAAGCAGCACUACCACAUCCCAUUGCUCCUUAGCCCUUACUCCUACACCACCUACCGCGGAUCAUAG